AUGUCUAAACAGGCACAUCUCAGACACUAUAAAACUAUGGAAGUAGAAAAGGGAGGGCGACUGGGUGUACCCAAUAUUUUGGACCGGAAAUUGGACCAUGGAACAAGCAAAAAAAUCGCCACAAUUUUGGUGUACAUUAUUUUGGACAUACUCAAGGAAUGUGUACUACUUAUGGCACAGCCCGUACUUUUGGGUUAUAUAAUAGACUAUUUUAGUGCCGUAAAUGGGGUGACCUAUAGCCAUGCCUGUUGGUCGGCAGCUGUUAUGUGUCUUAGCUCAGCCCUAUUUGUAUUUACAGCACACCCCCACCUACUGCGAGUAAUGCAAAUAGUUUUCGUUAUAUGUUACGAAUAUUGUAACGACACCAGUGGUUACGGUAGUGGCAUCUUAUAUAAUCUGGAUGGAAAUUGGUUGGGUAUAUUAUGUUGGUUUUACCUUGUCCAAAACAGCUAUAUUAACGGAUAUCCGGCUCAAAUAUAUUAA
Oppiella nova is the source of this 483-nucleotide messenger RNA. Lineage: Eukaryota; Metazoa; Arthropoda; Arachnida; Sarcoptiformes; Oppiidae. The record is from the annotation of a GenBank genome assembly.